Molecule: messenger RNA, 513 nt
Organism: Penicillium paradoxum
Lineage: Eukaryota; Fungi; Ascomycota; Eurotiomycetes; Eurotiales; Aspergillaceae
Product: glycine decarboxylase subunit H
Exons: 3
Coding region: 1-513 (170 amino acids)
Biological process (GO): protein lipoylation; glycine decarboxylation via glycine cleavage system
Cellular component (GO): cytoplasm; glycine cleavage complex; mitochondrion
Source: RefSeq, a predicted model, not a curated record
AUGUCUUCCGUCGCUCGCGCCAUCCGCCCCUUUGCUUCCCGGGUGCUCACCCAGAAGCCUUUGGCUUCCGUCUGCCAGGCUACACCUGCUUUCCGUUUCCCGCGGGGAACACGAAGCUUCUCCCAGAGCCCUCUCUCCCAGUUGAAGAAAUACACCGAGUCGCACGAAUGGAUUGAGCUUGCUGAGGAUGGAAAGACUGCCAAGAUCGGUAUCACCGAGUACGCCGCCCAUUCUCUGGGUGAUGUCGUCUACGUCGAACUCCCUGAGGAAGACCUCGAGAUCUCUGCCGGUGAGCCCGUCGGAGCUGUCGAGUCCGUCAAGUCUGCUUCCGAUGUCCUCUCACCUGUCGCCGGCAAGGUCAUCAAGGGUAACAGCAUCCUCGAGGACAAGGCUAAGACUAUUAACGAGAGCCCCGAGGGUGAGGGCUGGAUUGCUGAGAUCGAGGUUUCUGAUGUUGCUGAGAUCGAUGCCCUGCUCGACAAGGCUGCCUACCAGCAGACCAUUGAUGCUUAG